AUGAAUGACCUACCGCAAGAACUCAUUGAUGACAUCUGCAGCUACCUAUCGAGAGAGGACUUGCAGAAUCUACUUAUGCUUAGUCGUCAGUUCCAAUACAGCGUAGAGAAAUACUCGGGAUUCUUUGAAGAAUAUACUCUCCGCACAGACAACUCAGCAAAGUUCCAUUCUCGAUUCUCGUCCUAUCGUCUGUCUUCUUUU
Messenger RNA from Bipolaris maydis ATCC 48331, 201 nucleotides. The record is from RefSeq and is a predicted model, not a curated record. Lineage: Eukaryota; Fungi; Ascomycota; Dothideomycetes; Pleosporales; Pleosporaceae.